This is a messenger RNA of Brassica napus (rape), 1482 nucleotides long. RefSeq names its product nuclear envelope-associated protein 3. The transcript has 5 exons. Bases 335 to 1312 code for a protein of 325 amino acids. The record is from RefSeq and is a predicted model, not a curated record. Lineage: Eukaryota; Viridiplantae; Streptophyta; Magnoliopsida; Brassicales; Brassicaceae.
AACUAACCCUCAUCCGAACCUAAACGAACUCGGACCGCAUCCAGGCUCGUUUUCUCUGUCUUCUUUCCUCCUCUGGAAAAAUCACAAACUUGUAAAUUGAUUCUUCUGUUCUUCCUAUAAAUCCCAACAGCCUAAACUUUUCAACCGUUAGAUUAGAUUAUUCACACUCUAAAGUCUCUAAACCAUAGCCGUCAGAUUAAACCUUCUGGAUCUUCUUCUGACUUUAAUUCUUUUUGUUUCCGGGGAGCUGUUGAACACUGACGACGAUGGAGACUGGUGGGUCACGCGAAAAUUUGGAUUUUUAGGGUUUGAAGACUCCAAAAAACCUGAAAAAAUGGCAGCUUCUGUUAGCUUAAGAGAAGAGGAUCCUCUGUUGAAGGAUCUGAGUGAGAAGAAGCAGAGUUUCAGGAGAAAUGUUGUGUCUUUAGCCGCUGACUUGAAGCAAGCAAGGACUCGUCUCGCUGAACAGGAGCGUUCGUGUUCACAAGAAGUCAUCUCGAGGCAGGAAGCAGAAGCAAGAGUUAAGAGAAUGGAAGAUGAAAUGCUUGAACUCUCUAAGGAAUUAAACAAGAAAGUUGAGCAGAUCCGUGCUUCUGAUGUUGCUACUGAGAAGUAUGUGAAGGAACUGGGUGAGAUCAAGUCACAGCUUGCAGCAACGCAGGCAACUGCAGAGGCAAGUGCUUUGUCUGCAGAUUCAGCUUAUUCUCAGUGCAGACUGCUCUCCAAGCAUUUGCACGAGAGGACUGGUUCAUUGAAAGAGCAAGAGGACCAAGUAACUCGACUCGGCCAGCAGCUGGAGGAUCUACAAAAGGAGCUGGAAGCUAGAGAAUCUUCACAGAAGCAGCUAAGAGAUGAGGUUUCGAAAGUUGAAGUUGACCUUAUGCGUGUUGCAUCAGUGCUACCAGAGGAAGAUUCUCCAAAGAAUUUUGAAAGAAUCAAUAAGCUUUUGAAGGCUAAAGAUGAUGAGAUAGCGAGACUGAGAGAUGAGCUGAAGAUUAUAUCGGCUCACUGGAGGUUUAAGACGCAGGAGUUAGAAGAUCAGGUGGAGAAUCAAAGGAGGAUUAACCAGGAGCUUAAAAAGAAGGUGCUGAAGCUAGAGUUUUGCCUUGGCGAAACACGCAUCCAAACUCGAAAACUUCACAAGAUAGGAGAGAGAAACGCUGUGGCAAUACAAGAACUUAAGAAGCAACUAGCUGCAAAAAAACAGCAUGAAGCUGAUCCUUUUAAUAACCAAAACUUCUGGGACAAAUCAGGUUUCAAGGUUGUUGUCUCCAUGUCGAUGCUGUUAUUAGUUGCCUUUUCUAGGCGCUAAAUUAUUGAAAGAAUUCAUUUAGACUAUGUUAAAGUAGAUAGAACACCUCUUUGUUACAAUGUCUGAGUUUCUGCUUUGGUCCUAAAGAGAGAAGGAAACAACCGGAGUUUUCUGUACAAAACCGAGACAUGAGCGUUGAACAAAACAAAUUUAUAAUGUCUUAACAUUCC